Molecule: messenger RNA, 8348 nt
Organism: Pelmatolapia mariae (spotted tilapia)
Lineage: Eukaryota; Metazoa; Chordata; Actinopteri; Cichliformes; Cichlidae
Gene: svila
Product: supervillin a
Exons: 40
Coding region: 754-7620 (2288 amino acids)
Biological process (GO): barbed-end actin filament capping; actin filament severing; actin polymerization or depolymerization
Cellular component (GO): actin cytoskeleton; cytoplasm
Molecular function (GO): actin filament binding; phosphatidylinositol-4,5-bisphosphate binding
Source: RefSeq, a predicted model, not a curated record
CUGCUGAGAGAUGACUGGAAUUUCUCAUCAGACUGAGAGGGUCAUUUGAACUUUCUCGUCUUCUCUUCCUGCCCUCAUUAUUUCCACUCUCGUUCUCCAGACCCCGCACGAUUUCUCUUCCCUCCCUUUUCUGACGCUCUGCACCGGUUUCUUUGGCAUCCCACUCGAGUGUGUGAGCCAAGGGAAGGCAGUGCUCUCGUGGGACUCGCAUAACUAUCUCUCUCUCUCGUGCAUGCACAGUUUCUUUUUUUUUCUCUCUCUCUCUCUUUCUCUUCUCUGAGGCUCACUCUGAAGCAUGCAGGACACUUUGCUCCAGUCUGCAGUAGAGAAGGGGCCUAAUUUUGCUCCCUUGGCUAAUGAGCUUAGCCCAUGCUGAGCAGCUUUUAGACCUGCAGGUUGUUGUUAUAGCGGGCACCGGUUAGCCCACAUUGGUUGGUGAGAGGAGCCAGAGCAGAGGAGUGAAUCUGAGAAGAGGUGUAGUGCAGCAAAAGCUUGAUCACUCCUCUGUUUGCCUGUCAGGACCACCACUGCUUAUGCUGGUACUGCGGCUGGGACAUCUUUCUCUCUCCCCCUCCCUCCCUCUAUCCUGCUUCUCUCUAAUAGUACCUGACUCCCCUCUCCCUCCCUCUCUGCCUGUCCCGGAGCACUGACGGAGUACUUUUGUAGCUGCAUCACUUCUCGGUCAGCUGUUCUGUCUUCCUGUGUCUUUCACUUCUUUUCUGUCUUAAACUCUCACCUGACUCUGUUGCCAAAAUGUACCGGAAUCCAUGGAUCUCGAAUUACCUGAGUCACGUCAAGUUCUGCAGCCAAGGAAUUGGGAGUGAGAACCCCAUUAAACUAAGCAAUCCCAGAUUGCUACAGAAGAGAGCAUUGAGCUUCCAGAAAGAAUUCUCCUGUGACGAAAAGGACGACCCAGCCAAAAGCGCCAAGGAUAUAGAUGUUAGUCUCUUGGCCAAUCUCCCCAAAGUCUCUGAAUUGAGGAAACUAUUUGAGGGCAUUACCACAAGCACAAGUGACUUGGAAAUGAACAGAAAGGAGCGCAUUGCUCGGCGGUUGGAGGGUAUAGAGGGUGAAGUACAUCCGUCUCUGCUGCCUACCUUGGUGGCCAACAGGCUUCUGGAGGAGGACACUCCACGAUACACUAGGGCCUCUGACCCCUGUGCUGUUACAGUUCAGCGUUAUGGCAUGGAGGGAUUUGAAAGCCCAGAAAUGCAGUUGAUGGCUCCAGAGCGCCAGUCCAGAGCUCGAUGCAGGCCUGAGCCUCAGUCCUUCAUCCACACUGAGCCAGUUCACAUUUCGGGUCCGACCAAAGGUGUUCCUGAGUUGGAGUCCAAGGCUGAACGCAUCGCCCGCUACAAGGCAGAGCGGCGCCGGCAGCUGGCCGAACGCUACGGCAUCUCUUUGGAUCAGGAACCCGACUUGGACCAUCACUCCCGCUACCCCCACUCUCACAAAGAGUCAGACUGCUCAGAGAGACGUAAUAGAGGGGAGCUGGUGGGAGAGGAAGGCAGAGAUAUCACCCUAAGUGCUUACACCAGUACCUUAGCUACUAGCCCGAGGGCAGGCCGUUCAGCUCCGCCACACGGCUACCCGGACCCAGGCUGUGAUAUUGGUCACACCAGGGUGGAGUUGUUCUCAGAGAGGGAGAGGCUGAUGAACCUGGAGAAUCAGCGCAGGGCCGCUCCGCCUGAGCCUCCAUCCUCCUCUUCAUACAUGGAUGUGACAUCAUCGUCCUCCUCUGCUAAAGUGCCUGCAAAAGACUACACAGUGACCGGCAUACCACCCAGUUCACCCAAGCAAGGCAGGCACCCCUCCCUCUCCUCGCCUAAACAUGGUGCGUCUCCUGGUGACCUAUUCAUUGAGCAGCAGGCCCAGAACGUCCUCAGCAGACAGGGAAUCAGAGUUAGGGAGAGGCUUGUCAGGGAGGAGGGCCGCCAGAAGAGCCCAGAGUUCGGAAAUGUUACAGAAGGCCUAGUGUACCGCAGACAAUUUCAGCACCAGCCCCCGGCUUCUACACGCUACCACGCAGACCCACUAGGCCCACAGCAGGCCUACUCCCACCAUCAUCCACAAGUUCAGCACAGCCGGGCCGGUCCACAGGGAGGGCAAGAAGUUGGCAAUUACCCCAGUUAUUUGUCCAUGACUUCUGGUCCUACAUCCAGAACUGGACAGCAGCAACAGCAGGUGGAAGAGGAAGAAGCUGGUGAGGCUGAGGCGGUCAAGGCAGAGGGCCUUCUGAGGAGCAGAAAAGCAGUCUUGCCUUCACAGAUCCGGCGCAGAGAGAGGAGCACUGAAGAGCCAUGGAGAGGGCGAGGUGAGGAGGAGCUGGUCGUGUACAGGAUGCAAAGAGAGGCUGAGGCAGAGGAACCUGUUAGAGGGGGACUUGGAGGCAGACCUAGAUGGGAGGAAGCAGAGUAUACCACCUGUCUGCAGGCGGCAGAGCGCCGACCCAGAGAGCGGGAAAACGCUGAUCGUGCCCACAAAAGACCGGCUGCGACCCACAUUGAGCCCAGAACAUCUCACACAGGGCCAGGAAGUUCCAGCUCCACCACAGCUCUGAGCCGAUCCGUGUCUGAUGCUGGAAAUCAGCGAGGACCCAAUCAGAGGACCUUGCAACACCAAACCAAGGAACCCCAGGAGGUCAGAGAAGGAGAAAGUUUGAGUAAUGGAGAGAGUCACCAGGACACCAGGGUGUCUGUUGCACAGCUCAGACAUUCCUACAUGGAGAGCACCACCACUCCUCCAACUAGCCGCAGGAAUGAGCUUGAAAUGGAGGAGUGCAGGGCACUGACGGGCUACGAGGCCCCAUGGAGAGGGGAAAGGGACAGGGGGCGCAGGCCCCGGCAGUAUAUCUAUCCUGGGGAGAGUAGAAAGACCUCUGAGAGGUUUAGGACACAGCCCAUCACUUCUGCUGAGCGCCAUGAGACUGAUAGGUCUUGUGUGAGUUCAGACUUUGCUUCUACUGAAGCUGAUGAAGAGAAGCUAGAUGAACGGGCCAAGCUGAGCGUCGCAGCUAAGCGCUCUCUCUUCAGGGAACUGGAGAAGAGCGUCGAUGGCGGAGCUCCUAAACUGCGGUCCAGGAAUGCCGCUGUGGACAGGAGACUAAGACGGACACAAGAUCGAUCCAGAACUCAGCCAGUCACAACUGAGGAAGUAGUCAUCGCAGCCACCCUGCAGGCAUCCUCACAGCAAAGUGCUGUUGCCCAUGAGCAAGUGAGGGAGGCCCAGCGGGCGCAGGAUACCAAGGAGAUCCGGGGCCCGACGCAGACGUCAUCACUAAAAGAAAAAGAUACAAAGCAGAGCGAGACUCAGGAGGAGCCUGACCUCUGCACCCUCAGCCUGGCUGAAAAGAUGGCGCUGUUCAACCGGCUGGCUCAGCCCCCAACCAGGGUCACCCACACAAGAGGGGACACGCGGCAGCGGAGGGCCAACGCUCGCUACCAGACACAGCCCAUCACACUGGGAGAUAUGGAACAGCUUCAAAACGGCACAGGCUCUCGGUUUGGACACCACCUAUCUUCCUCGUCUUCCUCUGCACUCAGAGCAGGCAGGACGGUGUCCAGUGACCACGCCGGAGACAUCCACAUAUCCACGGCAGCCUGCGUGGAGCCCACCUAUCCCAGCUCUGACAGGUCUCUGCCCCCUCGCCAACCAGACGGCCCAGUCGGGGGGUCCCAGGGAUCCUCAGAUCACCAUAGGCAUCACAUUUUGCCCCAAGGGGAAGACCAGAUUGAUCUUGGAGGGGGGAAGAGGAAGUUGCCGUCUCCUGAGAGAGCAGUCAGGCAGACCGCACUGCCCCAGCCCCAGAGUGGAAGAGAAAGGAGAGAAGAGGAGGAAGAAGCAGAGGAGGAGCAGCUGCAGCAGCGGCCGGACAGAGCGAUAGAAGAGGAAGUGCUGUGGAGCUCAGAGCGCCACAGGCUCCAGGACAGCCAGGAGCAAAGCCAGAAGAGCAGGGCCACCAGCGGAGACCCGCUGGAAUCCACUGUGGUAACAUCCAGAGCAGCGUCUGGCUUCCCCGAAGCAACAGACCCGCACACAGACAGCAACGCACACCCUGCUGGCCCGGUUCAACCUGAGCAGGGAGACGAACUGAGUGACAGGAUGAUGGCCCGACACAUGUCCAUCAAAGAGAGAGUCGCCUUGUUAAAGAAGAGUGGCGAGGAGGACUGGAGGAACAGGAUCAAUAAGAAGCAGGAUGUGGUGAAGAUUGCUGCAGCAGAGCAGAACGCUCAACUCUGGGAGGUGGAGCAGAGCUUCAAGAAGGAUGAUGAAGCGAUGAUGAUGAUUGACGAGUUUGCUGUGUCCGACCAGCUUUGGGAGCCAGUGUUUGCUGCUACUUUCUCUACUCCUCCUGAGCCUCCUUACAAUGCAACUGAAUCAGCCAGCCAGGCCAUCAGAUCUCGCAGACCUGUGCAGGUGGAUGAAAAACACCCCUGGAGACGAAAGAGGUUAGCAGAGGCAGAGAUGGAGUCUCAGAGGAUCGAGGCUCACAUGUCCAUUGAGGAGAGGAAGCAGCUGAUCGUGACCCGAGAGGAAGCCUGGAAGUCCAAAGGCCACGGAGCUGCCAAUGACUCGACCCAGUUCACUGUAGCUGCACGAAUGGUGAAGAAAGGUCUGGCCUCCCCUGCUGCUCUUCAGAAUCCUGUGCCAUCCAAACCCAAGAAUGGCAACAUUGCCAUCUCUAAACCACAGGAUGAAAUCAAGGCCAUGCCAGAUCUGAACCUGGAGUCAGACAUGAAGCUGGAUAAAUUGGAGUCAUUCCUGGGCAAGCUCAACAAUAAAAUGUCUGGACUGCCAGAAGCAACCAUCACAGUGACGGAAAAGAAGGUAAAGGAAGUGAUGACCCUCGAAGAUGAAACUUUUUCCAAGUUCUACCGCCAAGUGGAGGAACUCCCUUCCAUCACCAACAAGCUGGAGAUAGAUGACGACUUUGAUGCCAUCUUCGGUCCCCAGGUGCCAAAACUGACCUCAGAGAUGGUACAGCACAAGCGGGCGGUGCGCCCAGCACGUAACGUCCAGUCAUCCAGGAACCCUCUGAAGAUGCUGGCUGCCAGGGAGGACAUCAGACACGAGUACACGGAGCAGAGGCUCAACAUCGGCCUGCUGGAGAGCAAAAGGAUGAAGGCUGAGAAGAUGAAUAAGAACUCUGGCUUCUCUGAAGUGGCUCUCGCCGGUCUGGCCAGCAAGGAGAACUUCAGCAGUGUCAACCUGCGCAGCGUCAACAUCUCAGAGCAGAUGUCCAACAACAGCGCUGUGCCUUACAAGAAACUAAUGCUGUUGCAGGUCAAAGGCCGCCGGCACAUCCAGACCCGACUGGUGGAGCCGCGAGCAUCCUCCCUGAAUAGCGGCGACUGUUUCCUGCUCAUCACGCCACAACACUGCUUCAUCUGGAUCGGAGAGUUUGCCAAUGUCAUUGAGAAGAGCAAGGCUUCAGAGUUGGCCAAUUUCAUCCAGAGCAAAAGAGAUUUGGGUUGUCGAGCCAACUAUGUCCAAGUCAUUGAAGAGGGCAUUAACACAAUAAACCAUGCUGUCAAGGAGUUCUGGAAGAUCCUGGGGGGGCAGUCGAGUUAUCAGUCUGCAGGAACGCCAGAUGAAGAUGAGCUGUACGAGGGCGCCAUUGUGGAGACCAACUGCAUUUAUCGCCUGAUGGAUGACAAACUGGUCCCAGAUGAUGAUUUUUGGGCCAAGAUGCCUCGCUGUUGUCUGCUCAAUCCUAAGGAGGUUCUGGUUUUUGACUUUGGCAGUGAGAUGUACAUUUGGCACGGGAAGGAAGUGACUUUGGCGCAGAGGAAGGUGGCUUUCCAGCUGGCGAAGCACUUGUGGAAUGGCACCUUUGACUAUACAAACUGUGACAUCAACCCACUGGACCCAGGAGAGUGUAACCCACUCAUACCCAAAAAAGGCCAGGGUCGCCCUGACUGGGCAGUGUUUGGCAGACUGACUCAACACAAUGAAACCACCCUGUUCAAAGAAAAGUUCCUGGACUGGAGCGACUCCAGGAAAACUCCCAGUCCUACAAAAAACAGCAGCGAUCACAGUACUGAUCAAAAGGAGCAGCCCACCAUUGAUCAGCUCAGUGCAUGCAAUGCCUCACUGAUGCUGACCCUCCAUCAGACACCCGUCUGCACCAUCCUGGAUGGCUUCAAUGUGGGCCGGGGCUACGGCCUGGUGGAGGCAGAGGAGUGGCGCAGCUACGAGAUCAGCACUCUGGCAGUGGAGGUGUGGCACAUCCUGGAGUUCGACUACAGCCGCCUGCCGCGCCAGAGCAUUGGCCAGUUCCACGAGGGUGACACCUAUGUAGUGAAGUGGAAAUACAUGGUCAGCACUGCUGUUGGGAAGAGACAGAACCCGGAGCAGCUGAAGACGACAGGAGCGGGGAAGGAGAAGUGCUGCUACUUCUUCUGGCAGGGCCGCAACUCCACCGUCAGCGAGAAAGGAACAUCAGCACUCAUGACGGUGGAGCUGGAUGAAGAGCGUGGAGCACAGGUUCAAGUCCAGCAGGGAAAGGAGCCUCCAUGUUUCCUGCAGUGCUUCAAGGGAGGGAUGGUCAUCCACUCAGGAAAGAGGGAAGAGGAGGAGGAAAAUUCGCAGAAUGAUUGGCGUCUGUACUGUGUGCGUGGGGAGGUGGAGGUAGAGGGCCAUCUGCUGGAGGUCGCCUGUCACUGCAGCAGCCUGCGCUCAAGAGUCUCUAUGGUGCUGCUGAGCGUCAGCCAGGCCCUCAUCUACCUGUGGCAUGGCUGCAAGUCUCAGUUGCACACGCGGGAUGUGGCACGCACUGCUGCCAAUAAGAUCAAAGAACAUUGUCCUCUGGAAGCCGGCCUUCACAGCAGCAGCAAGGUCACCAUCCAGGAAUGUGAUGAGGGAGCAGAGCCCACGGGCUUCUGGGAAGCCCUCGGGAGGCGGGACAGGAAAGCCUACGACUGCAUGCUGCAAGAUCCAGGCAGGUUUAAUUUCACACCUCAUCUGUACCAGCUGAGCAGCAGUUCAGGAGAGUUUGCAGCUGUGGAGUUUCUCUAUCCCGCCAGAGACCCCAAGCAGGUCAACUCCAUGCCCUUCCUACAGGAGGACCUGUAUGCAGCUUCCCAACCAGCUCUGUUCCUGGUGGACAACCACCAUGAGGUGUACCUGUGGCAGGGCUGGUGGCCUCAGGACAGUGAAAGCACUGGCUCUGCCCGAAUGCGCUGGGACUCGGACAGGAAGUGUGCCAUGGAGACAGUUCUGCAGUACUGCAGAGAAAAGAAUGAGAAGAAGCCUCCCAAAGCAUAUUUGAUCCACGCUGGUCUGGAGCCACUCACCUUCACAAACAUGUUCCCCAGCUGGGAGCACAGAGAGGACAUCGCUGAGAUCACUGAGAGGGAGGCAGAAAUUUAUCAUCAGAUUAUUCUGGUGGAGGAUGUGUUGGCCCGGCUCUGUAAGACCACAUAUCCACUGGCAGAUCUCCUAGCACGGCCGCUGCCUGAGGGAGUGGAUCCCCUCCGCCUGGAGGUCUACUUGUCUGAUGAAGACUUCCAGGGUGUGGGGGCUUAUGGGAAGAGAGCCCUGGAGAUGAGCAAAGAGGAGUUCGGCGCUCUGCCCGGCUGGAAGCAGAUGAACUUGAAGAAAGCCAAAGGACUUUUCUGAAUGAUGAAAAACUGGGCGCUGCUGAUGUCAUCAGAGAAAACUCAGACUCCAAGGGUGGGGCUGCCUCUUCUGAGUUGACCCUUGAGCAGAUGAGGAUGGAUGAGAGGAGCUGUGGAUGUGUGGGGAAAAGAUACUCCAGUGUUUUGGUUGUAGGAGAGGAUUGUGAGUGGAUGCAUGUUUUAAUGGCAGUCAUGUAAAUUCCCACUCUGUUAAUGUAUGUACUUGUGUACUUUGAGCAGGAGCACCUUACACUGUCAGCCUUGCAGCCAUGUUGGUGUCGGCAGGUCUGUCAGCCUGCUGAACUCCCUCCACAUGAUACGCUCUGCUAUGUAUGUUUGUGCAUUAAAAAUAAAUUAUAUUUAUAUUAAAUCCAUGUAGAAUUUUUUUUAAAAAAGGAAAAUCUCAACAGAUAUUGAAAACCUAACAAAAUAAAGUGUAUAAUAAAUGUUGCAGAGGUUUGCGUCUCAUGUUCCAGCUGUACAGAUCACCGUUUGCUGUUUACUGAUCAAAUGAAGCUCUUGAUAUGAAUGACGGUAUAAUUACUGUGGGACAGAUAGAGACUUGAUUAAAAGCAAAAAAAGAAUGAUGAUGAAAUGUUUGAUUUUUAAUUCUUUCAGUGUAUAGUGCCUUGCUUUUGUGUACAGUUUAUAUACAGAUUCUAGUCUGCAUUUUGGAGACUGUUUUGUGAUAUAAAGAUGUAUUCUAGAAAUAAACCUGGAAAGUUUGAU